Closterium sp. NIES-67 is the source of this 1837-nucleotide messenger RNA. The record is from the annotation of a GenBank genome assembly. NCBI's taxonomy places the organism in Eukaryota, Viridiplantae, Streptophyta, Zygnematophyceae, Desmidiales, Closteriaceae.
AGUCAUUCCUCCUGUCACUACCAUAGAAGCCGCCGUACAUAUUUUUCUCGUGGGUGCUGUGUUCUCAGUGUCAUGGCGGCUCUCGCGUCGUCUGCCGCGGCGCGAACCCCGUUAACCGCCCUGACGGCAGCUCUACCGUCUGUCCGGAAAAUUCACCUCCCAGAUGCCACGUGGCAGGCAAGAACACGUCAGCUUGUCAGGAGCGAUGCCGGCCACCUUAGUCCAUCGCACCGGCUGAAUCUGGCAUUGCAUUCCGCAUUUCACGGUAGAAAGUUACUAAAAACUAUUCCCGCUAGUAACUCAGGCGUUAAAAGCAGAAGUUUUUCUGCUAACCGAUCUGCUCAUGUCGUAAGAGCGCUGUACGUGGACGAGGACGAUAACGGGGAUUACUAUAUCGAGGAUGACGACGAUGGCAGCGGAUUAAUCGACGCGCCCGUGUCGGUCGGCGACGGAUUCUCUUUCGUCGGCGGGAAAUAUGCGGAAGGAGGGGGGAGGGCGGAGGAGUGGGAGGGGAGGGGGAAGCUAGUAGCGGUGGCAGCAGGAGACGGGGCAGCAGGGGGGGUGCAGGAGGUGCGAGACCCCGUGUUCGGGCUCAGGAUGGGGGAGGGCUUUCAGGCGUCGGCUGAGGGGCUCAGGUGGUUUGCCCUCGACACACAGGCGAACGACGACGCCUCUUCCUCCCCUUCCUCCUCCCCUCCUCUCCUCCUCCUCCACGGCCUCCCCUCUCAGAGCUACUCCUUCCGCCGAGUCAUCCACACCAUCACCCCGGGGACGUUUCCCCUCACCACUACUCCUGCCGCUAGCGUAGCAGGAGCCGAAACAGCAGGAAUAGCAGCAGGAGGGAUCGCAGGAGGAGCAGGAGCAGCAGGCUCGGAUGAGUCCAUCGCAGUGCGGUGCAUUGCGCCGGAUUGGCUCGGGUUCGGAGGCUCGGACAAGCCCCAGGCGGACCAGAAGGGGUUUGGGUAUUCCCCGAGUGACUAUGGGCGCGAGCUGGGGCGGCUGGUGGCCACAUUGGGGCUGGAAGAAAUCUCUCUUGUGGCUCAGGGGUAUUUUUGUCUGCCCGCAGCUGAGUUUGUCCUUUCCAACCCUGCCCGGAUCCGCCAUCUCAUAUUUAUCAAUCCUCCAAUCACAGACAAGCACUCCAAGCUGCCCUCGUCUCUUGCUGCAUUCUCCAACUUCCUGCUUGGAGAAAUAUUCGCCCAGGAUCCCCUAAGAGCCAGCGACAGGCUUCUGGAGGAGGCGAACUGCUACCAGGUGGAGGAGGAGGAUGCCAUGGUCUACAGGCGGCCGUACCUUGCAAGCGGUGCCUCGGGGUUCGCCCUUACUGCCAUCACGAGAGCGUUUCAGAAGGAUCUCAAGGCGUCUCUUCCUUUGGUCUCGAAGGCCCUUUCUGCCGUCCCUAACCAGCCCUCCUCCUCAGCCACGGUCAUCUGGGGGAUGAAGGACCGCUGGCAGUCAUUCGACGGGGUCAGAGAAGCUUGCAGGAAAGCUGGAGCUGUGCUUGUGACUCUAGACGAGGUGGGACAUCAUGCUCAGGAAGAUUACGGGGAGGAAGUGGGGCGCGUGAUUCGAAACAUUCUCCGUCGCACAACAUAACGUCUUAGAGUAACGGGUAAAACAAACCAAGCUAACCCUUGGUGUCAUCUGAACGCGUGUUUCAACGUGUAUUACAUCCAAUAUCAUGAGUGCUUAAGCUCUUUAAGGGAGCGACUACAAUAACUUCAAGGUUCAAAGUACCUUGUGUCAAACAUUAGUAUAUCUAAUGUUUGUAUAGACUGUAUAGGGUCACCUCUUAGAGAGUACAACCCUUAGAUAUGUAUGCUUGUACCCAUGUUCU